AUGUUAGAUACGAUAUGCACCCUCCCGCUUCCGGCCGAUCUCUUCGCACAGGUGCUACAUCCCUCCGAGCCAAUUGUAACGGUCGGCCUCUCGUCGGGUCAUGUCAUUGCAUAUAGGCUGCCUUCGGACGACGACAGCCAAGUCGAUCCACAAGUCAAUGGGCGAAAUGCAGAAGCGAAUGGGGCGAAUGGCCACGGGAAGCCGCCGAUAAUUUCAAGCUUCAGAAGAUCGUCGACCGCCUCAGAAAAUGGUCUUGGUGCAAUAGACACACUAUGGAAGACAAAACGACAUCAGGGAUCAUGUCGCGUUCUGUCUUACAGCCACGAUGGCUCGGUAUGCUACUCUGGGGGCACAGACGGUCUGGUGAAGGCAUUCCAUAGCGAGAAUGGCAAAGUUGUGAGCAAAAUUGCUAUUCCUGCCGAUGAAGACACUGGUGACGACGACGCGCCUACUGUGCUGCAUGCCCUCAGUCCGCAAGCUCUAUUGCUCGCCACCGAUUCCGGCAAGCUAUAUCUUCACGACCUUCGACAGCAAGGAGUAGAGAUUCAAGCCAGGGCAGCACAGACCUGGCACCCACAUGACAAGGAGCAUGUCAACAGCCUGAUACCUCUACCGGUCACAGAAGCCAGCACAAGCGGUUUCCCGAAACAGUGGCUGACGGUUGGCGGCAGCACACUUGUCGUUACCGAUAUCAGGAAAGGUGUUCUGAGCACGAGUGAGGAUCAGGAAGUCGAACUUACAAGCGCCGUAUGCAUAAAAGGUCUCAAGAAGGGCGGCACAAGCGUUGGGGAAAAGGUACUUGUCGGUCAAGGAGAUGGCAUUGUCAGUCUGUGGGAACGAGGCGUAUGGGGUGACCAAGACGAAAGACUGGUGGUCGACCGGACACAGAGUGGCAUCGAGUCAAUGGUCGAAGUACCCUUAGAAUUCGGCAACGGCAAGCUGAAGAUGAACGAGAAGAUCGUGGCAGCUGGUCUGGAGGAUGGUGCUGUCAGAUUUCUGCGGGUGGGAAGAAACGGCGUUCUCGAUGAUUGGGACAUUCGCCACGAUGAGGUCGAGGGAGUGGUUGGACUAGACUUUGAUGUCACUGGUCGGUUGGUCAGUGGUGGCGGGCAAGUGGUCAAAGUAUGGACGGAAGCCAAAGGUAUACCAGGCGGAGGUCGACAACCAACAAAACGUGCCAUUCAGUCAGACGACAGUGACGACGAAGACGACUUUGAUGACAGCAGUGACGAGGAAGCAGAUAAAUCGAAGCGAAAGAAACGGAAGCGGAACAAAGGGAAGGACAAGAAUGGUGGUCAGGCUCUGAAGUUUUCUGGCCUGUUCUGA
Messenger RNA from Cyphellophora attinorum, 1326 nucleotides. RefSeq names its product WD repeat-containing protein jip5. Gene Ontology annotation, molecular function: protein binding. The transcript has a single exon. Bases 1 to 1326 code for a protein of 441 amino acids. The record is from RefSeq and is a predicted model, not a curated record. NCBI's taxonomy places the organism in Eukaryota, Fungi, Ascomycota, Eurotiomycetes, Chaetothyriales, Cyphellophoraceae.